Molecule: messenger RNA, 1116 nt
Organism: Cydia splendana
Lineage: Eukaryota; Metazoa; Arthropoda; Insecta; Lepidoptera; Tortricidae
Exons: 3
Coding region: 1-1116 (371 amino acids)
Source: RefSeq, a predicted model, not a curated record
AUGUUUAGGACUAUUUUGGUCAAAGAAGAGCAAAGGCCGCUACAAAGAAUAUUAUGGCGAGAUUCGAAGUCCGAGCCUUUAAAAUGCAUUCAGUUAAAAACUGUAACAUACGGUACAAAAUGCGCGCCUUAUCUAGCAUGCCGGACUCUGCGCAUGUUAGCUGGACAACAUAAAGAAGAAUAUCCAGAAGCCGCUGACAUUAUCGAGUCUGAAUGUUACAUGGACGACUUCCUAUCUGGAGCAGACACUCUUGACCAGGCGCAACAAGUUUGUAGUCAACUCAUAGAAGUUUUACAAAAGGGAAACUUCGUUCUUCAUAAAUGGACUACGAAUGAGCCUCAACUACUUACAAAUGCUGUAUCUACAAAUGAUGACACAGUAUAUGAUUUUACCCCUAGCGCAGCUGUCAAGACGUUGGGAGUGAAGUGGUUACCACAAAGCGACGCGCUUACUACAGCUAUUCCAGAGCUACAACAGUUCGAGCUUACUAAACGCAAUAUACUGUCUGCAAUAGCAAAAAUAUAUGAUCCUAUUGGCAUACUAGCGCCAACGGUCAUUAUAGCCAAGAUCCUUAUGCAAGACAUUUGGAAAGCCAAGAUUGAUUGGGACAUGGUCAUUCCAGAAGAUCUACAAAGAACUUGGCUAGAGUUUCAAGCUAAUCUGCCCGAGCUCAAAAACAUUAAUGUCCCUAGAUACUAUUUCUCUGAUAUACCAACGUGGAUAACCUUGAUAGGGUUCAGUGAUGCUUCUGCGAAAACCUUCGGUGCUGUUGUUUAUUUCAGAGCUACAUAUCCUAACAAAGAACCCACCUGCAGUCUUGUUAUGGCGAAGACAAGAAAAGCCAACAUAAAGGAUCAGAUCGCAAGGGAUGACGGCAAGCGCCCCGACGGGAUGUCGUUGAUCCCUGGGCGGAUGGGCCGCGCGCUGGUGUGGGACGCCACCUGCGCAGAUACGUUGGCUGCGUCCUACAUUUCAGCUACCACCACCAGCAAACAGGCCAGGGCGGCGGCUAACUACGAAUUCAUAACCUGUGGCGUCGAGUCACUAGGAUUGCCUGAUAAAUUUAAAGAUAUACUUAAAUGCCAGCACAGAUUUACCGCCGAUCACAAUGGCUAA